AUGGCCUCUAUCCUAUCAAACAGCUCUUAUUUCAAAGCCAGCUACGAUAAUAUUUCGGGGUCGUCAUCGGAUCACUUCAAUGAUACGUAUACGGACUUGGGAUCCACGAGCAUGUCGCCCGGGUCGUAUCGGGAUUCUUUAUACGUGGUGAUACCGGUGACUAUAAUCUACGCGGCGAUCUUUCUCACGGGGAUCGUCGGCAACGUCAGUACGUGCAUCGUGAUUGCGCGCAACAAGUCUAUGCACACCGCUACGAAUUAUUAUCUCUUCAGCCUGGCCGUGUCAGACCUGUUGCUACUGGUGUCGGGUCUGCCAGCGGAGAUGUACCUGGUCUGGUGCAAGUAUCCCUACAUCUUCGGCGAGGGUUUCUGCGUGUUGCGCGGCCUCGCGUCGGAGACGUCUACAAACGCAUCGACUCUAUCGAAUCUCUCCCGUGCGAUCAAACUGAUCUUGAUAAUAUGGCUGGUAGCGUUAUUGUUCGCGCUACCGCAGGCCUUGCAGUUCGGCGUAGUCAAACACAACGAGCAUCCGGACAUGGUCAUGUGUACAGUCAAAAGAAUCAUCGUCAGCCACUCGUUCGAGCUGUCCACGUUCCUGUUCUUCGUGAUACCGAUGUGUCUGAUCACGUUUCUCUACGUGCUGAUCGGCCUGAAACUCAGAAAGUCGAACAUGACUAUCCCAGGUAGAACUGAAUCGAGAAACUGCAGACGUUAUCCUGGACGAUCAUCUAGGAGAGUGUUGAAGAUGCUAGUUGCUGUUGUGAUAGCGUUCUUCAUUUGUUGGGCCCCAUUUCACGUGCAACGAUUGAUCGCUAUAUACGGCACUAAUACAGAAGAUCACAUCACAUCGAAUGGUCCAUGGAUGGAGUUUCUUUAUCUUCUAAUGACUUACGUGUCGGGCGUAUUCUAUUAUGUGUCCACAACGAUCAAUCCAAUCCUUUACAAUAUCAUGUCAAACAAAUUUCGUAUGGCGUUUAUGUCUGGCCCAUUUCAGGAAACAUUAUCGAAGAGCUUCAGACUCGCUGGAUUGCCAGCACGUAAUGUGCAACGAUCCUAUUCUAGCUUGUCGCGAUCCCAACAAAGAACCAUCGGUGGGUCAAGGAUAGCGGAAGCGAAUGGAGAAUCUGAUAUAAUUGCGGACAGCAUGGAAGGCUCGGGAAAUUCCAUGGAGGAGAAUCAACAACAGUCUAUAAAUAAUCCAGAAAAUUUACCAGUAUCUACUAGAGUUCUAGCUACAACUCGGACAAACUCGAUACGAAGUGAAUACGCUAAAGAAACGAAAAACAGUAACGACAUUCCGCCGAGGAAUACCUCGCCGAGCAGUAACUCGCGGUUACUAAUCAGCGAGCAUCGCAAGAAUCGAUCAAUUCGUAGGAAUGAAGAAAAUUCGUGGAUAAAGAGAACGCAGUAUAAAAACGUGCACAACAUCUCCAACGUUGAUAGUUCUAAUAAAAAAUGGUGGAGAUUUUUUAAGUGGUUCCCCGAUUUGAAAGUCCUCGGGUUUUCCAGGGGCUCGACCGUGCCUGAGGAUCACAUGUUCGACGAGACCAGGAAUCCCCACGAGGAGCUAUCGAUGACAAUGUGGAAUGUCCGCGAUAACAACAAACCGGUAGAACAUUAGCAAAUAUUUUCGUGAUUUUGAUAACUUU
Molecule: messenger RNA, 1648 nt
Organism: Cyphomyrmex costatus
Lineage: Eukaryota; Metazoa; Arthropoda; Insecta; Hymenoptera; Formicidae
Product: neuromedin-U receptor 2
Exons: 4
Coding region: 1-1620 (539 amino acids)
Biological process (GO): neuropeptide signaling pathway
Cellular component (GO): plasma membrane
Molecular function (GO): neuromedin U receptor activity
Source: RefSeq, a predicted model, not a curated record